Molecule: messenger RNA, 1426 nt
Organism: Helicoverpa zea (corn earworm)
Lineage: Eukaryota; Metazoa; Arthropoda; Insecta; Lepidoptera; Noctuidae
Exons: 11
Coding region: 59-1426 (455 amino acids)
Source: RefSeq, a predicted model, not a curated record
GAAGAGAUUAACUCAGGUAAAAACAUUUAAAAUACUUUCAGCUUACGAAUCUCUACUUAUGUCUAAGGACGAAGAAGAAAAUGAGCAAAUUCACAUUACUUCAUCAAAACUUGAACCUGAAGAAAGUCCAAUAAUAAUACCUAUGGGCCUCCCACCACUAAGUAUAUCGAAAGAUAGUCUUGCAGACGUAUUUCCUAUAACGAAAUCUAAAGACGUUUUCAAAAAACUGCCCGAAAUAGUCACUGUUAACCGGGUAAUGGUUGAUGAAAUAACGUCAGGUUUAUUUGAUACAAAGGAUAAGAAAGAGGUCAAAGAAUCGAUUCAACAGGCUUGCCCAGAGAUUUGUGAAACAGGAACGGAAUCAUCACUGUGCCAGAGAUCUGCAAGUGUGUUGACCACUCAAUGUGUGUUGCCAGCUCCUUUGCCUUGUGACGGCAAACUGAUCGCCUUGCAAGCCCCUACUGAAUGUGUGUUUGUUUAUGGAGAGCCUCGAUGUGCAAUUCACAAAACCAACACCGAUGCUGCGGUUCAAAUGCAUCCCCGAAUGAAAACUGCUUCGAAGCCAAAGAGGGGAGUUUGCCAUUCUGUGGGUAUGCUUACCUCUUUGGGCGCGUUAAGAGAAGAACCUUCUAAGCGGAAACCUAACUCAUUGAUUAGAGAAGUUCUUUCUCCGAAAGUGUACAAGGCGCUGUACGAGACCACGAAACGGGUGGUAAAUGAAGAAACGAAGCAACAACCCAUUACUGUCAAGGAUGCAAUAGUAGGCCCCGUGCUUGUUGAUGCAGAGGUGGAAGCGACAAAGUUCCACAUGGGCGACGUGAGGUCGGCUGGCGUGGUGACCUCGCUGGGCCGAGGCUUCGACUAUCCUAUGAACUGCUACUGUAAAGACCUCACUCACUCACAUAACAAAUGCGCCGCGGUAUACCACGUGGCGAAAGUUGAAGAGACCACGGAGACAGCUCCGAAUACACACGCGAAGCUGCUUAAUAUGCCAGAGGAAAACAAAGAAGGAUGUUUCGAAGACUGCGUUAAAACUCAUUUGGUAACCUCAUGCCGUUACUAUAGCAACCUGCUAACGAAACAUUUGGGACGUGUUAAAGAGAAGCUGACGAAACACCUAGCGACCCCUAUGGAGCCAACGGUUGAACCUUCAGAUCUGCCACCGUACCCCAACUCGGAAGCAUGCACUAUGAAACCCAGCGGUCGGUCAGCGUUCGCCAGCCAGACACUCAAAUAUAGCCCCUAUCACAAGUCCGCGAAGCACUUGUCUUGUUGCGUCCUCUCGCCUGCAACGAGCCUAACAGAUAUUUGUAAACACGACAAGGAUCACUUGAAAUCUGUAUAUUACAUGCUUUCCGCGAUUGAAGGAAGGCUGAGAAGGCUCAAGUUGAAUUCCCCCAAUUCGUACGUCCGUAAAAGUACGUAA